GGACAAACUACACAUCCAUUCACGCGAAGUGGCUGUGAAGAACAACCAUCGAAAGGAGUCACCUGUUAUUCAAUUUAUAUUACAUAUUAAGUCACAAUGGAACUUUCUUACACAGCUAUAAAAACUGCACAUCAAGCCCGGGAGGCGGAUGAGCUGAGGAUUGAGAUGAGGAAGAAGAGCCUUCUCAUCCUCAUCUACCAACAUCUGAUGGGGCAAGGCUAUGCAGCUGCAGCGUUGGCCUUGGACCAGGAGAUGAAUGGAGGCGUGAGGAAGUUUGAGGUUUGCGACAAUAUCGAUUUGGAGAUGGUGCUGAUGGAGUACGAGAGCUACCACUUUGUCAGGUUCCAGAAGUAUCCCAAACUUAUCAAGAGGGUAGCGGAACCAGGUGAAAGAAAUACAAGAAGUGGUGGUAAAAAGAGGGCACCCUGUUCAGCUGUGAGACCGCUCCCCAAAAUCCUGGCUACACCCUCUGGCGGAACAAAAGGGGCCGCUGCCAGUGCACAGUCAAACGGAGAUGGGCCAGCUUGUCCUCCGGAAUCAACAGAAUUCGGUCUCAGUGUGUCUGCUAUUACUUAUGGACCAACUGGGGGGGCAGCCACGACCAGGAAGGGCCAGAUGACUGACAGCACAGGAGGCGAAGGGGACUGCGAGCACGUGGAGCGUCUGCUGAAGCCCCUCAGUGGCUUUCCGGGGAUGAGCGGUGAGAUGAAAGAACUCGCCACAAUCAUCAGUAAGGACAUCUAUUUACACAACCCCAACGUGCGCUGGGAGGACAUCAUUGGCCUGGAGGACGCAAAGCGAUUAGUCAAGGAGGCCGUCGUCUAUCCCAUUAAGUACCCACAGCUGUUUACGGGCAUACUCUCCCCCUGGAAGGGCUUGCUACUUUAUGGCCCCCCAGGCACAGGUAAGACCCUGCUGGCCAAGGCCGUGGCUACGGAGUGCAAGACGACCUUCUUCAACAUCUCGGCCUCCAGCAUCGUGAGCAAGUGGAGAGGAGACUCCGAAAAACUGGUCCGGGUUCUAUUCGAUCUAGCCCGGUACCACGCCCCCUCCACCAUUUUCCUGGAUGAGCUGGAGUCAGUGAUGGGUCAAAGAGGAAGCAACAUAGUAGGCGAGCAUGAGGGCAGUCGCAGAAUGAAGACAGAGCUGCUGGUGCAGAUGGACGGGCUGGCCAGAUCCGAGGACCUGGUCUUUGUCCUGGCGGCAUCCAAUCUGCCUUGGGAACUGGACCAUGGAAUGCUAAGAAGACUAGAAAAGAGAAUUCUGGUCGGUCUUCCUUCAGCACCAGCCCGCCAAGCUAUGAUCUCUCAUUGGCUGCCUCCUGUCAACACCACAGGGGAGCUGCAGCUCCACGCCGAGCUCGACUAUCAACUACUGUCAAAGGAGAUGGACGGGUACUCUGGCUCUGACAUCAGACUGGUGUGUAAGGAGGCCGCCAUGAGACAAGUGCGCAAAAUCUUUGAGGCUCUGGAGUUGUAUCAGGAUGGGGAUAAGGGCCUGCUGGCCAUCCGCCUAGAAACCGUGACAACGCAGGACUUCCUGGAAGUCCUUGCCCACACCAAACCAUCGGCCCGCGGCCUGAUGGAGAGACACACGGCCUGGGAGAAAGAGUUUGAAUCUGUUUGAUCCCAACAGACCCUGAAGUAUUCAUGUCAUGAGUAAUUGGGAAAAAUAUUAAACUUAAA
Messenger RNA from Dunckerocampus dactyliophorus (ringed pipefish), 1685 nucleotides. It is a transcript of the gene katnal2, whose product is annotated as katanin p60 subunit A-like 2. The record is from RefSeq and is a predicted model, not a curated record. The transcript is spliced from 16 exons. Gene Ontology annotation, molecular function: ATP binding; ATP hydrolysis activity. Bases 97 to 1626 code for a protein of 509 amino acids. NCBI's taxonomy places the organism in Eukaryota, Metazoa, Chordata, Actinopteri, Syngnathiformes, Syngnathidae.